Hippoglossus stenolepis (Pacific halibut) is the source of this 3588-nucleotide messenger RNA. It is a transcript of the gene ubox5, whose product is annotated as U-box domain containing 5. Lineage: Eukaryota; Metazoa; Chordata; Actinopteri; Pleuronectiformes; Pleuronectidae. Gene Ontology annotation, cellular component: nucleus. Gene Ontology annotation, molecular function: ubiquitin-ubiquitin ligase activity; ubiquitin protein ligase binding. Gene Ontology annotation, biological process: protein polyubiquitination. The record is from RefSeq and is a predicted model, not a curated record. The transcript is spliced from 7 exons. The coding region runs from base 131 to 2062 and encodes 643 amino acids.
AACUCUAAAUACGCGCUAUGUCCCAUUGCGGCUCCCGUAGUUGUUAGCAAGCAGCUAGCUGUUGUUAGCUACUUCCUACAGUUGGUCACAGGAGCCGAAUAAAGAGUCGACGACAAAGCAAAGUCGGAGGAUGGUUUUGAAUCUGUGUCAGCCGCACUUUUACACAACAGUUCAUUGCAACAAGCUUUGUGCAGACGGCUAUGAUGUCUCAAACCUUGUGUCAGCUGACCCCGCUCUCCAGAGGCAGGGCUUCAAGCUGGAGUACUUUCUACGUCCACCUGUGCAGGUGACACUGACGUUUGGCUUCCAGGUGGAGCUAUGCAGGGUGGAUGUGGAGCUGUGGCCCUGGGGCAUGGACCGAGGACAGGCCAGCAAGAGACUGGAGAUCAGCACCAGCUCUGAUCCGCUACCUUCCCACAAAUUUAAUCAAGGACACAAACGGGUUCAGCAAAAGGAAAAAAUUCAGAUGCAGGUUAAGCACCAAAACAAACUGAAUAAUAACAACCAAGAGUGUGACAGUAAAUCCCAUCAUAGUAAUGGCCACCCGUGGACUGUUCAGGCCCAACAGUGGGGGGAGGAGGCUGUAGGUGGGUAUUCAUACAAGCACCAGAUGGCCAAAGAUCAGGGUCAAGCAAACGCUGACUCCCACCAACCUGAGGCCGAGUUUAAACUGGUGGGUCGAUGUGAACUUAGAGACUUAACCCGAGUCUGUUUUUCCCAGUCUAAUUUUCGCCCCCAGCCCCUGUUCCCCUCCCCACCUCCGUCACUACCCGCAAACUGUCGACAGGAGGAUCUGUGGAGCAGGGGUGCGCUUUCGUUGGGCGCCGUGACGCAGCUUCGAGUGACCUUGGCGUUUGGCGGUUCUGCCUCAGCUCUGGGGUUCAAGGCUCUGUCUGUGUGGGGACAACCUGCUCGCUGCUGCCCUCCACAGGAAGUGGAGAGGAUCAAAACGGUCCACGAGGCCAGUGAAAGACGACUGCCGCAGCCUGGGUUUUUUACCUCCUCUGUCAGACAAGCCAGUCAACCACAGCAAGCAGCCACACCUCUAAGCAGUCAUUCCAUCCCAGAAGAGUUCCUUGAUCCUUUAACCCAGGAGGUAAUGAUGCUGCCGAUGCUGCUGCCCAGCGGCGUAUCCGUGGACAACACCACUCUGGAGGAGUGCCAGAAGAGAGAAGCCACUUGGGGUCGACCCCCGAAUGACCCCUUCACCGGGGUCCCGUUCACCUCAACCUCACAGCCUCUUCCCAACCCCCAGCUGAAACUACGCAUCGACCACUUCAUCCUGCAGAGAGGGGGGGUUAGGAGGGACGGGAUGUUGGGGAGACAAGGGGAAGGAAAGAAUCCACAAGCCUCGAGACUUAUAGCCUCUAGAGAAGAAGGACAGUCCCACAUUGCUCCAUUUCUCAGUAAGAGCUCAAUAAACAGUACUGUUAGAAGCUCAAAGAGCACUAUUCAGGAAGAAGAUGCUGGAUUAGGACAAUCAUCAGAUUAUGGAAAUUGUACAAUUUACUCUCAGCCUCUUGCUACAGAAAAUAAAUCAGAGUUGGAUCAAAAAAAGAAAAGAUUUCUAAAUUAUAGAAGAGAUUCAGUAGAAGAGUUCGAUGAGAAGCAACUACAACCUCAAACAAAAAGACCAAGACAUGAUGCACUUUCAGUCCCCACCUGCAGCUCCCAUGAGCAGCGUCUGUCCACCAGCCUGGACGAGGCCCUCUUCUCCGCCCUGCAGGGCCGGCCGUCCUUCACCUCAAACUUGUCCCAGCAAAGACGGGAUACUCGUGACAGUGAAGCACUGAACACCACGCAGCAGAGUCUGAGUUCAGACAUUCCCAACAUCGGCACAGGUGAGAAGACGUGCUCCGCUUGUUCCUGUUCCGUCUCUGUUUACUCCACAUCUGCGUCUUCCAUCUACCGUCUGACCUGCGGCCAUUUGCUCUGCCGCGCCUGCCUGCAGAGGCGACCACACGCUCCAAACUCCGUCACUACAGUAACAUCCAAUAACGUCUUGUGUCCCACCUGCCAGAGCGGUACCCCACGCAGUGACAUCAUACGUGUGCACCACUAAAAGGAAGGGAAGCUGUGCCUUCGAAAGCCUGUGAAGAAACCAGGAUUGUUCUCAAGGUGAAGAAGGACUUGUAGAUGUGGUGUUUUCAUCCUCAUGAAUAUAUUGUCUAUUGGGUUUGACGCUAGCACUCUUCCCUUCUUUGACGUACAGUAUAUCGUCAUGCACCAUUGUCGGUUCGAUCGUAUAAUAACUUCCGAGGGGACUCAUUUUGUGGCAUUUGUCUUGACAACCUCUUCAAUUACUUUACACAUCUUUCAUUGUUAUGUAUCAUGUUGUGUUACAUAUCAUCCGUUUGUGUACAUGAAGUGGAGCGGUGAAUUGUGUACCUUAGGCUUUUCCUUGGACAAGUGGCGUCACAACAUCAGAUUACACAGACCAAACAAGGUUUUAAUGUCCGCAGCUGAAGAAAGAACAUCUCUGAAAGCAAUGACCUUUACGUUGUGUAAAAGAAAAUAAAGAACUUACUUGAGAAAGGACUUCUCCUCCACCUCCUCCACCUCCUCCCUCGCCGUCUUAGCCUCUUCAUUGAACACUAAAGUUUUGUUGCAGCCUUGGUCCUGCAGCCUGUGUUCCGGUCCCUGGACGUGUAAAUGUAUUGAGGAUUCACGAAGAAAAGGCUGAGGGACAGAAGCACAGAGAGCAAGAGGCGAGAAGAAUGAAUGCGGGAAACGAGGCGACUCAAGGCUGCGUGUUCAUUGUGCAGAAACAGCCAGGGUCACGCUCAGCAGAUCAGCUGACCACCUGAUGCCACGUUAGCCCUGUCCUCAUCUCAGUCCCGUCCCCUCGUUCCUUAUACGUCAGUAACAGCAAGCAGAGAUUCAAUAAGUAACUAAUAAGGACGUCUCGGAACGGAUCAUCUUGUUCUGUCUUACAUGCUGACAUGAAUUCCUACAAUGGCAAAGCUGCGGUGUAAGGAAAUAAAUGUUUACGCGUUGUUUACCGGCUACAUGACCUCCUGUGUCCUUGCCCCGAGAUUCAUUUUCUGUCUCUUUAACACUCCACCCGAUUCACCUCUUUUGAGUGUAUUGUCAUGUGCACAAAAGGGUUGAACAGAGCAAAGUCAGGGGAGGAAGAGAGAAAGAAAGUAUUCCUCUUGCUUCUGCGAUCACAAACAGCAUCAUUUAAAUAUUGGUUUCCCUGACAACACUAAGCUUAACCAAGGUCGUGAUCCUGUAUCCGCUCAAGAAGAAGAAACUGGAAUCGGUUGCUCUGCAUGUGAAAUCGUCAUCAGCCGCGCGGUUUCAGUCACAAGUGGACGAUAAAGCGCCAAACACUGACUCAGACUCACUACGGCCUCACUACUCGCCUGCUAGAACAUUCGGUUUCACUUUUAAAUGAUUUUUCUGCUUCGUACAUGUGAGAAAUGUAAAAACUUAAACUCUAAUCCACUGCUUGGGAACAAUGUCAGUUGGAAACAAGUUCAUGUUCAGCAGUACAGUAAUGCAUAACAAGUCCACAUUUUGUAUUUAUUCAACGAUGGGCCCUGAAUGCCGUGGGGAUAAUUAAACGACUCCAUCACACCUCAA